This is a messenger RNA of Prorocentrum cordatum, 1479 nucleotides long. The record is from the annotation of a GenBank genome assembly. NCBI's taxonomy places the organism in Eukaryota, Dinophyceae, Prorocentrales, Prorocentraceae.
AUGAUGGCGAAGGCGCACGCGCUCCUCACCCUGGUGAGCGUGCUGCCGGUCCCCUUCGCCCUGGUGCUCAUCAAGCGGACGGGCAGGAUCGUCGGCAAGUACGGGGUGAUGCAGAACGACGCCCUCGCCCGCGUCAACGCGGUGGCCAGCGAGGCCAUCGGCAGCGCGCGGGCGGUGCAGCUGGCCGGGGCAGAGGCCACCGAGCAGCGGCAGUACGCCGGGGCGAUAGGCACGUACCUCGAGGUGAUCCGGCGCACCCUGUUCCAGGAGACCGCGCUGCGCUUCAUCCAGGGGGGGCUGUCGUCAACGACGCCUUCACAGACGUGCCCCUCAUGUGCCUCGCGUGCUGGUUCAUCUCCCGCGGCCAGCUCACGGUGGGGCAGUUCUACACGUACCGCACGCUGCUCUGGAGAGCUACCGCAGGGGCUUCCGCGAGCUCGCCGAGCUCUUCACGGGGCUCUCGCGGGUGCAGGCCGUCUCGAAGCGGUACUUCGACAUCGCCGACCGCGAGCCACUGGUCACCAGCGCCCCCGGCGCCGCGCGGCUGGACCCGCGGGCCGUGCGGGGCGUGCUGGAGCUCGAGGGCGUGUCCUUCCGCUACGCGGGGCAGGACGGAACGCUGGGCGGUGCGCGACGCGAACCUGCGCCUGCGCCCUGGCGAGGUCGUGGCCCUCGUGGGCGCCAGCGGCGCGGGCAAGUCCACGCUGCUGCGCCUCUGCGCGCGCCUGGCCGACCCGGAGGAGGGCGCCGUGCGGCUGGACGGCCAGGACCUGCGGGAGCUGGACCUCCAGGACCUCCGCCGCUGCCUGGGCGUCGUGGACCAGGACCCGGCCAUGUUCGACCGCACGGUCCGCGAGAACAUCGCCUACGGCGCCGAGCCCCCCAGCGGCGGCGUCGAGGCGGCGGCCCGCGACGCCAGCGCCGAGGCGUUCGUCGCCGCGCUGCCCGGCGGCUACGAGGAGCGCCUCGGCGAGCGCGGCACGAGGAUAUCGGGAGGCCAGCGGCAGCGCCUCGCGCUCGCGCGGGCGCUCGUGCGCGGGGCGCCCAUCCUCCUGCUGGACGAGCCGACCUCCGCGCUCGACGGCGAGACCGAGGAGGCCGUCGCGGGCGCCCUGGCGGAGCUCGCCGCCCGGGGCCGCACGGUCCUCGUCGCGGCGCACCGCGUCACGACCGUCGCCCGGGCACACCGCGUGGUGGUGCUGCAGGAUCGGGCCGCGUCGUGGAGGAGGGCACCCGCUCGGCGCUGCUGGCCCGCGCCAGCUCCGUGUACCGCACGGUGGUGGAGCCCGAGCUCGGCCGCUGAGAGGCCGGCGCGGGCCCUUAGGGAGCGCGCCCCCUAGCGCCCUCGGGCCCGCUUCACUCCUCCGUGCCUCCCGCGACGCCUCGGUCUGCAGGGCCUUCUCGGCGCGGCGUGCGUGCCCGCGCGGGGGCCGCGCUGCUGCCGCUGCCGCGCGCGGCUGCGGGGCUCUCCGGGGGUGA